AGUAGGAUCCAGUCGCAACCAGCUCGCGCCGGACGGAGCUCAAUGCUUCAGCCGCCGCAGCGGGGCGAGGAGGAAUUCAACCGCAGAUCAGCGACGCCGCUAUGGCACGGUGCUACAACGUCCCAUCUUGUUGUAUUUUAUCCUCGAGCCGGAAGCCAGAUGUUGCAAUUCGGCACCUGCACUAAGCAGAGAGUGUCCAUACCAACGAGGAGGAAGUAGGAAGGAGGAGGAAGGAAAGGAGUCAUGGGGAGGAAGCCACGAACGCGGCAGGCCUCGUCGUGUCCUCCGACAACGGAGCGGAUUUAUAUCGAUCUCUCUGACGAUGCGGUGCCAUUAAAGACUGACCUGACGCAGGGGAUUCUCGUCAAGGCGGAAAAGCGCGGGCGGAAGAGGUUGCGUGCUAAGGCCGGGGCUGAAGUUGUCGCUCUGCAGUUGGAGGAGAAUGGGCAAAGCGAUGGGAGGGACGCCGAGGAGCAGGGAGGAGCUGCAUCCGACGAGGUAUUGAAGCCGGACGUUGAGCUUGGCAAUGGCGAGCUCAAUGAGGCUGGUCAUUGUGAAGCUGAAGUGGAGCCCGAGGCUCCGGUGGUGAAGGCGACCGAGAAGAAGAAGAAGAAGAAGAAGAAGAAGAAGAAGAAGAAACAGCAGAAGAAAAAAAAGGGGAAAAAAGAGACGACACAAAAUGAGCUUGCUAUGCAGGCAAAUGCCAGUUCUAGUGCUGUGGACAUGGAGGACUCCAAACCUGCACCAGAUGAACCAGCAGAAUCGAAACUUCUAGAUGCUGCAGAGAGUCUUGCAAUGCGCAAGCUGCUUCGUUCUACUCGGUACUUUGAUCCUCCAGAGGAUCAUGGGGAGACGUGCUACAACUGCGGGCAACAAGGUCAUUGGGCAGCUGAGUGUACAAAGCAGGCACGGGAGAAGCCUUGCUAUGUGUGCGGCAACUUCGGUCAUUUUAGUUACGAUUGCCCAGAGAAAACAGAGUGCUAUGAAUGUGGAAGCACUGGUCAUGUGGCCAGAAGUUGUCCAAACAAACAAUACCUGGCUUCCAACGGCACUGGGGUUUGUCUUCUUUGUGGCAGAUUAGGUCAUGACAAAAGUGCUUGUUCUGGAGAAUGUGACCUUCAAGAUUUUGAGCAAGUGCGAUGCUACAUCUGCAAGCGAACAGGACAUAUGUGCUGUAUCGACGUCUCUGACGCAUCUCCAACUCCUGUUUCUUGCUACCGAUGUGGUGAUCUUGGGCACAGUGGAGUGGCGUGCAAUAGACUGAGCAUGGACAAUCGAGAUCAAACUGCGUGCUAUAGAUGCGGGAAUGAAGGUCACUUUGCCCGAGAAUGCCAACGCUCAAGGCGAGACUGCUAUAUCAAGAAGCGGCGUCAUUCAUGGCCAGCUCCUUGGUCUGCGGAUAAUGGAACCAAUGGUGAGCAGCAUCCCGUCACUCCAGAAUGCAAUGUUGAGUGUGCUUCUUUUAAAAGCCGCCUGGAGCAAGAGUCUUCUGGUAAGAAGAAACAACAUAGUGAGAGUAAAAAGAAACACCACGAUGAGAGUAAAAAGAAACAUCACGUUGAGACUAAAAAGAAACAUCCCGAUGAGAGUAGAAAGGGACCAAAGCGGAAACGGAAAGAAUCUGAGGAUUGAUGGAUACCUAGGUCUUCAGAACGACGGUCAGCGGAAGCGAUUACGGAAUCGAUCGAGGGAAGGAAUUGUGGCAAUCCUUUGAAGCUCAGGUGCAGUAUAACUUUCUUGCACUAGAGACACAUGCUUAGCCAAACCUUUGUACCAUAGCAUUUUUGGUUUCACGGUGGAGAUUCUUGCAGCGGUGCAAGCUUGCAAGUCUAUCAACUUUGCAACCACACAGCCGGUACAGCAAGCCAUGAAAGAUUCUUUAGAAUGAUCAGAACGUCAAGUUUACGAAGAUGACAAAAUCUGGCGCAACAUAUUUUGUUGUUGAUAAACUCAACAUUGUAUGAAUUGCCACACUGGCUGUAAUCGGAUUGUUUUACAGUUCGAAGAUUUAGAACUCAAGGUGCACAAGAUGCCGGACCCUGAUUUAUUCUUUGGGAUGACUUUCCUA
This is a messenger RNA of Physcomitrium patens, 2068 nucleotides long. RefSeq lists its product as uncharacterized. Lineage: Eukaryota; Viridiplantae; Streptophyta; Bryopsida; Funariales; Funariaceae. Gene Ontology annotation, molecular function: zinc ion binding; nucleic acid binding. The record is from RefSeq and is a predicted model, not a curated record.